AUGGAGAAAUUUAUCCCCCCCGUGUCCAAUGCUGAAGCUGCACAACCCCCUGACUUCCUCCACCUGAAUAAGGACAACUACGAAAUGCUAAAACACACACCGUCUCAGUUUUGCAAUGUAACGUAUGAGUUCUUGACUUACCUAUUUAAGCUAAUCUGUCGAGACAAAAUCCUUGUCGUGCAGAAUAAUACGAAUGCCAUAAAAAUAGGUACCCUCAAAAAAGGGUUCCAAUUAAGUAGAACGCUUGCCUUAAAAAUUAAGGGGUGCCUUGAGAGGGAGCUAUCCUCGCGUGCCUCGCCAUCCGCUAUCGCUGCGGAGAAAUUGUCCGACCAUGUCUAUGAAAAAACGGGCGAAACAAAGGGUUUAUCCGAGGCUAGGCAUCAUUCCUACUGCCGCUCCUUCAGGGCGUCCCUUCCCACCCCAGAUGAGACUGCCACACAGGGUCCACAUAGUAGUACAUUCCCCGCCUUACACCCCGCUCCUGCUAACUGCAACAAGGAAGAAGCACCCAAUGCUGGGGGGAAAAUGACCACUGAGGAUGCUUAUUCGAAGGAAGGGGAAGAAGAAGAGGAUUUCCCUGAAUGGGCAAGGGGAAAAAGGGAGAAAAACCUUACGCAGGGUAUCGCUCAUGAUAUGACACAAGAUAUGGCACAGGAUAUCAGACAGGGUAUCACACACGACACCGCUCAGGAUAUCACAUACGACACCGCGCAAUCCAUCCCGAAGAGUGUCAUACAAAGGGGCACCCCUCGCAGCGGCACCAGUGGAAAGCCCCCCAAGCGCGCGCCAGAACUGUCCGAUUUGAUCAUCGAGCGGAUGCAGGAGUGGACACGAGGAGGAAAGCCCCAGAGGGGAAAAGACACCACUAGGGGUAGAACCAGGAAGAAGGGAGAAAAAAAAAAAAAAAAAAAAAAAGCAACUGUCUCCCAGUGCCGUAACAGUGAGACUCUCUGCUCGAAGCACAACCUUUAUGAGCUGUUUGCAAAAUAUAAUGUAAGGGACCAAUUUAAGCAUGACGUCAUUCAGACGAAUCUUGUUCCCAAUUGCAGUUACGUUAAUGUGAAUUACCUGAAUAGAACAUUCUUUAGGGAAACGAAAUAUGCCUUCUGCACUUUUCAUUUUAAUAAAUUUUUUUAUGUGCAAACGGUAGCCGAUCUGAAGUUGUCUGCAUAUGGACUGACCGACCAGAUGAGGAAUCAAUUUGUGCAGGACAGCUGUCCCUACGUGACGUACUCUACAAAUUUGCAGCCCAGUCGGAUACUCAAGGGGGGGCCCCCUACCGGCGGCCGCAGAGGCGAAGUCACCGUAGAAGGCAACGGAGAACACAGAAGAGAACCCAGCGGGGAACUCACCGCAGAACACAGCCGCGGUGAUGUGCGCGAAUUGUCUAACCACAAUGAGAAACUCUUUUACGAACAGAGCGCCUUUAAUUUCCCCGCAUUGCUGCUAAACCUGCUGGGCGAGAAAGAAAGCGCCGCAACGGCUGAGAGGGGAAGCAUCACACACGGGCGGGGGGAAGCAAAAGCAAAAUGUCAAGGCAGCAAACGUAGUGACAACGUAGAAGAACAGGAAGGACUCCCCAUUGAAGUGAACCCGAAUGAUGCCCAAUUCGGUCAGAUCACCAACUUUCUGUCUCCCAAUGAGGCUUACCCAUUUGACGCGCUGGGAGAAUCAGACAACCACGUAGAGGGAGAUAACGACUAUCAACAGAGCCAGCCGCACAGCAGUGGAAGCAAUGUGAAUCCCUUUGGUAAUUUUGUGCAGAAUGGGGGGGAAGAAGAAAUUGGCGACUUGUACAAGCCACCCCGAGAAGCUCCACCGCAGGUGGGAGCAGCAGAAUGGGGGGGAUCCUCCAAACGGGGAGAAGCCGCUAAACGAAGAUACCCCCUGUCAGUCCUAACAAACGCGCACAAGAUGAAGGAGCUGCUCUUCCUGUACAACCAGGGAGGAGUGCAGCACAUACUGGAAGCAAUGAAAAGGGCAAAGUUGGGAAGAAAAAAAAAAAAAAAAAAAAAAAAAAUGAAAAAAAAUGAAAAUCGGUUAAAGAAACUCUGCGAGGAUAUCACCAAAGAGCUGAACAAAUGUGUGUCCGUAAAAAACUUCCUCUUUUACGACGCACCCAUCUGUUUCUGCCUCUAUGGAAAUGACCCGAAUAAUAAAAGGCAAUACAACACCUACAUUAAUUCAUAUACGUUCCUUUUUGACGUGGUACGUUUCUUCGGCAACAAUGCUGCCGUUGGGAAUGAAAUUGGCCGACUUUACCUGCGUGGACGUAUCCCCUCUAUGUGCGAAAAGGAAAGUGCUGAAAUGGCAGCCCAUUCCUUAACUGAAGAAGUCGAUCAGAAUGGACAAAAUUUACGCAAAGAACAAUCUUCCCCCCAAGUUGGUGAAACAGGAGACGGGGAACCCUUCUGGGAGGACGACCCCUUCGUGCGACUGAGACGUGCCAGUCGUAUUAACCGCCUGGGCAGAAGGGACGGACUCCCCAAUUACGAUUACCUGUUGCAGAGAUUCAAAAGGAGUAGACUACUCCUCAUGAGCAAAGACAUCACGUACCAAACGUUCCAACACAUGCUGCAGAAUGAGUACUACAUUCCCGUGCCGAAAUAUAUGAAGAACGACAUAAAAAUGGAGGAACAUAACUUCCAUUGCACUCCAGUCAGCUGCUUUAAAAAUCAUGUCAUUGGAUUUUACAACAAAAAAUUAUCCGAUGUGUAUAAUUCCAUCGACUUUCACGAUUUAAAAAAUUUCGACAUGCACCGGUAUGUGUACCACGAAUAUUUUAACCUUUUGGGUAUUCAGACAGACACCACUGGAAGUCCCAGUCUGAAUAAGUACAUAGAUCAUGGAAAGGGGAAGUAUAGCAAUUCCCCUACUUUGGGUGGUUUUAAGGGCGGAUACAAAAUGGAUUGCGCUCUGUUAAACAAGCUAUAUAAGUUGUGGCCUAAUAUGUAA
Molecule: messenger RNA, 2955 nt
Organism: Plasmodium inui San Antonio 1
Lineage: Eukaryota; Apicomplexa; Aconoidasida; Haemosporida; Plasmodiidae
Exons: 2
Coding region: 1-2955 (984 amino acids)
Source: RefSeq, a predicted model, not a curated record